GGCUUGUCAAAGUCAUCGGAAAUCCAAUUUCGGAUGUAUCUCUUUCACUCACUUUCCCUUGCUUAAUACGUAUUAUACUGAGAGGGUCCAAAAAACUUUCAAGUGAUUCUGUUGGCCUUCAGGAGCUACAUCUUGACUGGUAAGCCGGAGUUAUUAUUUUAUUUGAUGUUUUUUUUUUCUGGUUUCCUAAAAUCGAGCGUACUUUCUGGGCCUAGUUUAUGCACACGACAGUGAUCUGACCUACAAUAGCAUCAGGUUUGAUAUAAGCUUACAGAUUUUUAAAAGUCCUAACAUUUUCUGGCCGCAAAUACAUAGAAAACGUUUCGAUUUAGUUAUGAUGUUGGCUGUAAAAAGAAAGCUCUGAGCGAUACUCUUGCCUCUCGGUUCAUCUUGAAGUAUAGCAAACACCAGGAAGCCGGCUUAAGACAUAAAUCUGCAAGGUUUUAAGAGGAGGGCGUAAUGGUCUGCGGUGAUACGGUUUUGCUCGAUUUUUGGUGCGGUUUUGCGGAAAUUGUUAUUUUAAGUUGCAAUAUUGCGGUUUUACAAUUCCAAGCGGUUUGCGGUAUUUAGAAAUUUUCGGGUAAUUUCAAUGCGGUUUCCGGUUUUCUUAUUUUAUUCUGUGCGGUGAUUAUACAUGCUUCUUUGCGGUUUUGCAGUUUUCGUAUCCCCCUUACGCCCCCCUCUCGGUAGGUUUACAGGCGUAUGCUUACCUGACUCAUGAUGUUCAGCGACACUUUACUUUCAAAACUUAUCUUCGUGAAUGAAAAUUGUUGUCUCUGUACAUGUUUCACCGAAUUAUAUUUAUUUUACUGAUUGUUGGUAGGCUCUUUCGCAAUUUUUUUUCGCUGCGCCUGUUGUUUCCAGACGAACAUAUAACAAAACAUCGCAAUUAGUAUUACUCAAAAUGUCGCGCAUAAAUAACAAACGCUUUUAAAGAUAACACGUAAAAAAACCAAAAAUAAAGGGAAAUAAAACCUGAACAUAGUAAGUUCUCUAUAAUGUUGAAGCUUAACUCUAUAAAUGUUAAUUCAAACGGCUCCGACAGCUCGGACUGCAAAUUUGAUGCUUGACAGAAGUUGUGAGAACCGGUGUGGCUGGCCGUAUAUAUCCAUUAGGUGAUUUUGGGCAUUUUUUUAUCGUUUUCACUAAAAGCCCAUAAUUAUUACCCUGCAUAUAGGAGCAGAUGUUUCCGACUAAACAGUUCCGGUAUGAUGGAAAAUUCUUUUCGUGUGGCUUCGAUCGUCCUGGAUAUUGAGUGAGCGCAAUUGAAAUGUCUUGCAAAAUUGUGAACAACUACAGAAUUAUAGGUUUAAAUAGGCCAAGGAAGAACAAAUUCUGUUCGCGGUUUCUGUAUGAUAAAAAAGGCACACAGGCACGGUACUGUUUUCCUCAGUACUUAUGUACAAAAACAUUGAUAAAAAGUACUUAUUUGAAAGACUGGUUUACACACCACCUGAUCUGUAGCCAAGAUUUACUUGUAAAGUAAACCUGUCGAUCACAAAUCUUUUUCGAAACACAAAAAAUCCCGCCUGACUUUUAUCAUUUUGGCCUUCUCUUUAGACAGAGGAAUGCAAGUUUAAAUUGGCUGCAACCGAGGACUAUCGUGUGUUGCAUAAAAUUAUGUUUUGGGGAUGUCCAAUUAUUAUAAUCAUAUCUCCAUAGUCUCUCCAACGGAGUGGUUAGAGAGACUACGGAUUAAAAUAAAAGUGGACGUGGUGUAGGUGGGUGACUGGGCUUAACAUCCUUGUCUAGGAAAAAUUUGUUUUCUAGUCCUAAUGUACUGUGAUCGAAGAAGAUUGCUAUUUUCCGGUGUACAUAUAAGACUAUUAACUCGAUGUAAAAUUUGUUUCACUCUUGCACUGUCAAAUUAUUUUUCUCUAAAACCACUUUCCCUAAAUGUACCUUAAAGUUAACUGAUUAAUGUUUGAUUUAAAUUAUUAAUCUAUUGACGUGAGCUUCGCUUUUAGCCCUGGAUUGUAAAUAGGAUUUUAAUUGAGGUUUUGUAAUAAAGAUUUUAAAUUUUAAUCUAUGUUAUUAUUAUUAUUAUUACAAUCGGAGCUCUCUUAAGCGACCACCUCGGAAAUUCGAAAAGUGGUCGUAACCAGUUCUGGUCUCUUACGAGAAUGAAUUCUCGUAAGCGACCGCAUGGUAAAACAAUAGGGGGAAGUCGCUCACGAGUUUUUCGGAAACUCUUUAAUAAUUCAUAGAGAAAAACAAAAGAAAUUGAUGUUUAAUGAUAUUUUUUAUAUCUGACAUAGACACGGCUAUAUUUUACGUCCAUUUUUUUGAGACAAUUAGCGCAGUAUGCAGUUUCGUCAAAGUGUUGAUUUAUAUGAAUAAGACUCUGAAUGGUCGCUCACUGGUAAAAAACCUAAGACCCUGUUUACAUGGAGUGGGGGACCGCGGUCUAGUGGGGUAGGUUUCUUUUGUUUUGUGUUCCCCAGAGCGUGAAAACAAAAGAAACCAACCCCACUAGACCGGGGUCCCCCACUCCAUGUAAACAGGCCCUAAGAAAAGUUCCCGUUGGGCAAUCCCAAAAGUGGCCGCGGUCGCUUACGAGAGCGUUUCUUCCAAGUCACAAUUGAAACAGGGUUCCACUAAGGUGGUCGUAACUAGAGCUUGUCGCUUACAAGAGUGGUGGCAAGGAGAGCUUUGACCGUAUUUUUAUUAUUACUACAUACACAUUCAUGAAUGAAUUCACCCGUCAAAACGACAGUCGUCUUGAUUGGCUCCAAGUAUGGGGUCGACAUCUUGCCACAGGACUCCUAAGCUUUAUCUUACGGUUAGAGUAUACGCUAACGUGUACAUACAAUUUGUUUGUUUUUAGACUACACCUCAGUAUCACGCUGCGCCGGAAAGCACAAGAUGGAAGAUCUAUCUUGUUUUGCUCCAGAAAUAUCCAUGUCGUUCCAAAAGAGAUAUUUCCUGUUCACUGCUUGGUUUUCUAUCCCUACAAUGCUAUUGGGUAUUUGGUGCUUUGUGUCCAAUGCAGCUGUCAUUAUAGCAUUGUUUAGAAGUGGAAUCAAUUCCGCUCGUCCAGGCCUUUUAAUUCUAUGCAGUUUGUCAUUCACUGACCUUAUUUGGGGGGCGACAGUUGCUCCAAUGGAAUCUGCGUUGAGAUGGAAACAUUUAUUUAACACAAAAGUUUGUGAAGUGUACUCAGAAUGGAGGGAGAGGUUUUAUUGACAGCGAUUCUUUACAAUGCGACUGUCCUAAACCUUUGCAUCGUGAGCAUCGAUCGUUUCCUGGCCAUCAAAGUCUCUUUUCAGUAUAAGGUGUGGGUGACCCGGCGAAGCGCUCUUUUUGCUUGUAUAUUAGUAUGGCUUGUGUCGAUUUUGCUCUCAUGUCUAAGCAAAGUAGGGUUUAUUACAUCAGACGUCACCCAUGUCAUAACUUUAACGUUGAUACCUCUCGCAUUAUCUGUUAUCAUCAUUCUCCAAAUAAAAUCUAUUCAUGUCCUUCGUCGCCACAACAACAAUAUUGCUGACAUGAUAGAGCAAGGAAACCAAGCCAAUCCGGCUAACAGUGUCAAUGCCGUAAUUGAACGCAAACUAACAAAAACGACAAUAUAUGUUGUGGGCAUAUUGUCAUUGGUGUUUAUUCCUGCGGCCUUUGCAAUAAUGAUAAGUGUCAUUACAAAAAAGCGAUUCCUUUCUCUCAUGGUUCCCCUGUUCACACCUUUAAUGACUUUGUGUUCUGGAAUUAAUCCAGUGCUGUAUUAUAGGGGAAAUGAAAGAGUUAAACGAGGAAUAGCUAAGUUCUUUAAAUGUCAUUAA
Molecule: messenger RNA, 3776 nt
Organism: Porites lobata
Lineage: Eukaryota; Metazoa; Cnidaria; Anthozoa; Scleractinia; Poritidae
Source: the annotation of a GenBank genome assembly